AUGUCCAGGAGAGAUUCCAUGAUAAUCAAACGCCCUCUGAAGGAAUCCUUCGAGGCGAGAUCUUCUAGAGCCCCUCAGGAGCCCCUCAGAGCCCUCAGGAGCCCCUUAAGAGCCCUCCUCAGACCCCCAGACCACUCCCCAGGACCUCCCAGGACUACCCCCAGGACCUCCUCAGUACCCCUGAAAAUGGUGAAGGAUCUCAGGAGCCCCUCAGGACCCCCCAGGAGCCCCUCAGGACCCCCAGAGCCCUCAAGACCCCUCAGGAGCCCCCCAGGACCCCCAGACCUCCCAGGACACUCCCAGGACCUCCUGACCACCUCAGGACCUCCCAGUCACCCUGAAAAUGGUGAAGGAUCUCCAGGAGCCCUCAGGACCCCCUCAGAGCCCCUCAGGACCUCAGACCUCCCAGGACUAUCUCAGGACCUCCCAGGACCACCCCAGGACCUCCAGUACCCGGAAAAUGGUGAAGGAUCUCUCAGGAGCCCCAGGAGCCCUCAGGACCCCCUCAGGACCUCCCAGGACUCACCCUGGACCCCCAGUACCCGAAAAUGCAGGCUUCAGCAGGCUUCACGAGGCUCCACCAGGCUUCAGCAGGCUUCACGGGGCUCCAGCAGGCUUCACGAUGCUCCACCAGGCUUCAGCCAGACUCAGAGCUUCACCAGACUUAGAGCUCCAGCAGAGCCACCAAGGCUUCACCAGGCUUCAGCAGGCUCCAGCAGGCUUCAGCAGGCUUCACGAGGCUCCAGCAGGCUUCACGAUGCUCCACCAGGCUUCAGCCAGACUGAGCCACCAGACUUAGAGCUCCAGCAGGCUUCACCAAGGCUUCACCAGGCUUCAGCAGGCUCCAGCAGGCUUCAGCAGGCUUCACGAGGCUCCAGCAGGCUUCACGAUGCUCCACCAGGCUUCAGCCAGACUCAGAGCUUCACUCAGACUUAG
Molecule: messenger RNA, 936 nt
Organism: Homarus americanus (American lobster)
Lineage: Eukaryota; Metazoa; Arthropoda; Malacostraca; Decapoda; Nephropidae
Product: WAS/WASL-interacting protein family member 1-like
Exons: 2
Coding region: 1-936 (311 amino acids)
Source: RefSeq, a predicted model, not a curated record